Molecule: messenger RNA, 3632 nt
Organism: Tachysurus fulvidraco (yellow catfish)
Lineage: Eukaryota; Metazoa; Chordata; Actinopteri; Siluriformes; Bagridae
Product: ubiquitin-protein ligase E3C-like
Exons: 26
Coding region: 118-3459 (1113 amino acids)
Biological process (GO): protein polyubiquitination; ubiquitin-dependent protein catabolic process
Molecular function (GO): protein binding; ubiquitin protein ligase activity
Source: RefSeq, a predicted model, not a curated record
AUACUAUAGAUUUAGCUUGAACUAUACAAGACAAGACCAACCAGACUAUACAAGACAAUACAGACAACAUAUGACAGGACAUUGUGGCCGGUGCAGCUUGAUAGGAAAAGUGUAGCCAUGUUCAGCUUCGAGGCAGAUUUGAAGCGAGCGCCCAAAGUGUCCCUUGGAGGGGCAAGUAAAAAGGAGCAGAAAGCGUCACUUCUUCACCGGACGCAGGAGGAAAGACGCAAGCGAGAGGAUGGAAGGAAAAGGCUGAAAAACGCAAUAAUCAUCCAGUCUUACAUUCGAGGCUUCCAAGAGAGAAAACGUCAAUAUGGCAUUCAGCGGAGCCAUUUCGACCGCUGUGUGUGUGAGAGUCAGUGCUUCUCCGGUUCCACACUCCCGGACUCUAGUCUGCUCACCCUGCUCAUCCGCUGCCUGCUCUUCUUCUACCACAACAGCAAGGACACACCCCGGCUGAUCUGGCUGUGUCAGAAUGUAGUGAAGCAUCAUGCUCAGUUUGUCAAGCUGCUGGCCGGACCUGAGAGAAACACGUGUGUGUUCCAGAUCAAGAAGCUUCUUGGACACUGCUGCAGACUGCUGCAGCUGUGUGAGGAUGAAGGUGUGAAUAUGGCUGUCCCCAUGCGCAUGCUGGAGGUGUUUACCUCAGAGAGGACCUACCUGUCCCCUCUGCAGGACGACAGCACAGCUGCUGCGCUCAUAGAGCAGGUUUUGCACUAUAUGGUUCAGAAAGGAUACUACAGGAUGCUGUACGUGUUGGUCAGUCACAAGUUACCGUCCAGUUUGGAUUACAGUGAUGCCCCCUCGCUUCCUCUGGCACACACACUGCUGGAACACACACUCAAACCACUGCAGUUUAUGUACAGCUCCUGUCCCAAGGGUGCCAGGCAGUUAGUGUUCUCAGCCUUUACAGAAGACUUCAUCUCUCUUCCAUUCACUGAGCAGAUGCUUCACUUCUUUGUCCCAGCACUGGCGGACCGAAGACAUAGCUUCCCAUUUCAUGACUUCCUGUUCUCCCUGCAGGCCAACAUCUCCUUGUCAGACCAGGCCCAGUGUCAUGCCCCAUGGCUCUUCUACUUUGUUCUGUCACUCGGAGAAAUGGGCCUUGGCUCUCUAUCAGAAGAAGGGCUGAUGUUGUAUCUGAGCUCUCUGCAUGCUCUGUUCCCUCUGCUUCCUGUGAGUGAGAGUCACGCCAAAUUUGACGUCGCACGUGGCUCUGAGGAUGAAGAUAAAAACUGUACACAGCCUCCUCCUGUACAGGAUGACAACAGUAUGUCAGUGCAGUUUAUCACACAGCUGUGUGUGCAAAAGUUGGACUCAGAGCUGCAGACGAAUGUUCUUCUGUCUCUGGUGUUGAGAGACUCAGCCAGCGAGGACGUCGUCAUCAUGACGGCAUCUAUCUGCCACACCCUCAUGGCGCAGCACUGCAAGAUGGUGUCCAAAGUCAGGCUACUGUACUGUUUGGCCUUCAAUGCUCGCUUCCUCAGACACCUGUGGCACUUGAUAACGUCCAUGAGGACCAAAAUGAUCACAGGGUCUCUAGUGCCGUUGCUGCAGCUGAUGUCUCGCGGUUCUCCCAUGUCUGCUGAUGACUCGAACAGGAUCAUUCCUCUCUUCUACCUGUUCAGCUCCCUGUUCAGCCACUUGCUUAUCUUCAUCCACGACACCGAUUUCUUUGGGGAAUCCAUGGAUGGUCAGAGGCAGGCAUCCAUAAUUCCGUUCUCUCUCCCUGAGUUGGUGACUCUGUCCAGCUGUUUGCGUGACGCGUGUCUUGGGAUCAUCAAGCUGGCUCAUCCCGAGACUAGAAGCGGCUACAGCGUUGGAGUCAAAACAAGCAGCCAAGUACAGAAGCGUGUCCAUAAUCAGCAAAAACGCUGGGUCCAGCUGUUCAAGGUGAGCGCCAACCUACUGAAGAUGUUGAAGGCGAGGGACAUCAGCAGGCCAUUCUGCCCUAAGGGUCACUGGCUGUCUAACGAGGUCAAGAUCAAUGCUGAUAAGUUCACGCUGUAUGUUCUUUCUGCUCGACACGUGUGGAGGACAAGUCGUAUGGACCCCUUCGCUCUAAAAGAGGAGAGAGACCUGGCUGACCUGCCCUCUGUCGUACCCUUCAUGAACAUAGGGGAGAUCUUCCAGAGGCUGAUCAAUAAUGAUGAUAUGCAGGUUGUUCAGUUGCACAAUGGUUUCAUUAACUUCAAGAAGUGGAAUAACUACAUCUACAAGGAUGCAUAUAGAAAACUGUCUCCGGAGAACGAGGACAGACACCUGGCCAUCUUCAAUGAGCUGCUCUUUGUCGUACCCUUCGAGGAGAGAGUGAAGAUGUUUCAGAGGCUGAUCUAUGCUGAUAAACACGAUGUACAAUGGCGCAACUCUUUCAUCAACAUCACCAUCCGGAUGAACUACAUCUACGAGGACGCAUAUGACAAACUGUCUCCGGAGAAUGAGCCUAAUCUAAAGAAGCGUAUCCGGGUGCAGCUUCUUAACGAUCAUGGCCAGGAGGAAGUCAGAAUUGUUGGAGGGACCAUAUGCUGCGGGUUUUUCAGCGAGCUGCUCAAGUCAGGUUUCAAUCCCAACCAGGGCUUUUUCAGGACCACCGACGAGGGUCUGCUGUACCCGAGCCCAGCGGCUGAGAUGCUCAUCGGAGAGAGCUUCACGCGCCACUACUACUUCCUGGGCCGAAUACUGGGCAAGGCUCUGUAUGAGAACAUGUUAGUGGAGUUGCCGUUUGCCAGUUUCUUCCUGGCCAAGCUGCUCGGGACCAGCACUGAUGUGGACAUUCGUCACCUGGCCUCGCUCGAUCCCGAGAUGUACCGGAACCUACUGUUCCUCAAGAGCUAUGAAGGAGAUGUGGAGGAUCUGGGGCUCAACUUCACCAUUGUCAACAAUGACCUAGGAGAGGCUCAGGUGGUUGAGCUGAAGCCAGGUGGGAAUGACAUCCCGGUUACCACGGCGAACCGCAUCGCCUACAUCCAUUUAGUGGCCGAUUACCGGCUGAACAAACAGAUCCGAGCUCACUGCCUGGCAUUCAGACAGGGCCUGGCCGAAGUGCUCAACAUUGAGUGGCUGCGCAUGUUUGACCAACAGGAGAUCCAGGACUUGAUCUCUGGUGCUCAUGUGCUUUUCUGUCUGGAUGACCUGAAGAAAUUCACCAAUUACUCAGGAGGAUACUUUCCCACUCACCCAGUCAUCAAGAUCUUUUGGGACGUGGUGGAGAAUUUCAGCAACGAGGAGAAACGCAUGCUGCUCAAGUUUGUCACCGGCUUCUCACGUCCUCCUGUGCUGGGAUUUAAAGAGCUCAACCCAGCAUUCCGCAUCCAUAACGAAGGGAGCGAUCUGGGGCGCCUUCCCGGCGCAGGCAUAUGCGGAAACCUUCUCAAGCUGCCCGAGUUCGACAACCACCACCUGAUGAGGAGCAAGUUACUACAAGCCAUCGAGUCGGACGUGGGCGUCGACUUCAAUUGAGAGCCGGGUGGAAAGCGCUUGCCGUGGUGACAAAUGGGGCGGAUUUUUAUUAGUAAAUGAGAUUUGAAUAUUAAUAUUGAACAUGGAUGAGGAAGUGACUGUACUGCUAUAAAUAAAUAAAUAAAUAAAUAAAUAAAUAAAUAAAUAAAUAAAUAAAUGAAUAAAUAAAUAAA